UACAACCCGGAAGUGACAGUCUCAUGAGCUGGUUUGUGUUUUUAAAAAAAAUGUUAGCUACAAACAUGAGCGUGUGAAGGGGUUUCAUGUAGUUUGGCUGCAGACAUGCCGCGGUACUGCGCUGUCAAAGUCUGCAGGAACCGCGGGGGGAGCGCGUCGAGACAAGACAACAAGAGAAUCAGCUUCUACCCGUUUCCCCUGCAAGACAGCGCCAGGCUUCAGAAAUGGGUGGACAACAUGAAGCGGGAGGAGUGGACCCCAAGUCGACAUCAGUACCUGUGCAGCGAGCAUUUCACAGAGGACUGCUUCGAUAUCCGAUGGGGCAUCCGCUACCUGAAGAACACAGCCAUCCCGACCAUAUUUCCCUCCAAUGAGGACGAUGCUGAGACAAAAGUCACCACCUUUAAAAGAAGCCCCAAGGUCAAACCCAGGACUUUGGACAUCGAGCCGACAGGAUCGGACUCUCCUCUCAGCAAGAGGCCGCUCAUUUUGAGCAGGACGUGCAAAAAAGUCCAGUCAAGCACAGCGAACGGCGUUGUCACCGAGCACACAGAGGUGAUAUCUGAACCGCCUCUGGCCUCGGACCCCGUCAUCUCCUGUCAUUCAGACGUCUCAGAGAUACAGACUGCUACCUGUGACAGUGGAGUGUCUUGCCUCGCACUGUCCCCACGCGAUAAGCCCCAGUCUGAAGAGCCGGCCGACUCCAUUGUGACUGUGUUGUGCUGUGAGUCACUGGGCUCUUUCUCCGAUGGCGAGGAGAAUGUGGAUGCAGCCACUCUUCAAGCAGCGCUGGGCCAGACUUUUAGCUUUGUCCCUGUGGAAAUGAUCAAAGACGAACCCACAGGCUGCUUUUUGGAGGAGAGGGGACCCAGUGAGGGGGAACACAUUUCUGUGUACGAGCACUCGUACUGCAGACCGGACACGGACAGAGAUCAGCUUUGGAGUAAGAUCUUGAGUUUGCAUACAAAGGUCUUGGAACUGGAUCGCAGGGAGGAGAGCACGGUGGCCAAAAUCCGUGCUCUGGAGACUGAGGUCGCCCUGCUGAAGAGAGACGGGGCUGUUUUUAAAGAGAAGCAGAAGAUUUUAGAAGAUUAUAUAUCAUCCAUGUUGCUCUGAUUGUAAAAAAAAAUUACAGGUUAUGGACUCUGGAUUGAGUUCUUGGGCACGCAUGGAUUCUAAUCGUCACCAUUGAGUCAUUUUUCCUGACAUGUUGCACACGCUCCUGUACAUAAAGUACAAACUGUGUCUUCUAAAACUCUGUUGGUACUCAGUGGUCCACGACAUUGCUCUCAGUAUGCCUUUUCCCACAGAUGACAUUUUGACUUGUCACCGUAGCAACAGCGCAGGUGUAAAUAAUCAGAUCAGCAAUGGUCGAAUUUCAUUUCGCCGCUUUAAUUUCAGGUUUCUGGUACAGAACUCGUUGCUCACUGUCACUCUCACAGGAAGACUUGAAUAGAGCAGAGCCAUCGUUAAUGUGAUCAGUAACACCUGUGCUUUUUGUGCUGUGGCAAUUAAAAAUGCCUGCUGUGAGGAAGGCCUUUUGUAUUUGUAUCUGUUGUUGUCCACAUGGUGGCACUGUAUGUCUGUCUUUACAGGAAGUGAUUGUCAGUGGCUUGUUGCUAUGCAUUAUUAAUACAUGUCUGAGAUUUGCUGACACGUGUUUACAGUUUUUACAUGAUUGGAUCUCAGUGGUGAUCAAUACAUUAUGAGAAUUCAUUGGCUCAUGUCUGAAACCUUUUUAUUUCCUUGAUGUACAACUGGCUUCACCCACUAAAGGACCAUUUUUAUAGUUUCUCA
Epinephelus moara (kelp grouper) is the source of this 1797-nucleotide messenger RNA. RefSeq names its product THAP domain-containing protein 5-like. Gene Ontology annotation, cellular component: nucleus. The record is from RefSeq and is a predicted model, not a curated record. The coding region runs from base 106 to 1116 and encodes 336 amino acids. Lineage: Eukaryota; Metazoa; Chordata; Actinopteri; Perciformes; Serranidae. The transcript is spliced from 3 exons.